CGUUCGGGGUCACGGAGGCUGCUGCUGCGCCCGCCCUCCCGUCGGGCCCCCGCGUCGAUUCACAAUCUCCCGCUUUGCGUUUCUCUCCCGGCUGCAUCCGGACGAAGAUGGCAACCGAUGGGCUGCACGAGAACGAGACGCUGGCGUCGCUGAAGAGCGAGGCCGAGAGCCUCAAGGGCAAGCUAGAGGAGGAGCGGGCGAAGCUGCAUGACGUGGAGCUUCACCAGGUGGCCGAGCGGGUGGAGGCCCUGGGCCAGUUUGUCAUGAAGACCAGAAGGACCCUCAAAGGACACGGGAACAAAGUCCUGUGCAUGGAUUGGUGCAAAGACAAGCGGAGGAUCGUGAGCUCCUCACAGGAUGGGAAGGUGAUUGUCUGGGAUUCCUUCACUACUAACAAGGAGCACGCGGUCACCAUGCCUUGCACCUGGGUGAUGGCGUGUGCUUAUGCCCCAUCAGGAUGUGCCAUUGCUUGUGGUGGUCUGGAUAAUAAGUGUUCCGUGUACCCACUGACAUUUGACAAGAACGAGAACAUGGCUGCCAAGAAGAAGUCUGUCGCUAUGCACACCAACUACCUGUCUGCCUGCAGCUUCACCAACUCAGACAUGCAGAUCCUGACAGCCAGCGGUGAUGGCACUUGCGCCCUGUGGGAUGUGGAAAGUGGACAGCUGUUGCAGAGCUUCCAUGGCCAUGGGGCUGACGUCCUCUGCUUGGACCUGGCCCCCUCAGAAACUGGAAACACCUUCGUGUCUGGGGGUUGUGACAAGAAGGCCAUGGUGUGGGACAUGCGCUCUGGCCAGUGUGUGCAAGCCUUUGAAACUCAUGAAUCUGAUGUCAACAGUGUCCGAUACUACCCCAGUGGAGAUGCUUUUGCUUCCGGAUCAGAUGAUGCCACGUGUCGCCUCUAUGACCUGAGGGCAGAUAGAGAGGUUGCCAUCUACUCCAAGGAGAGUAUUAUAUUUGGAGCAUCAAGCGUGGAUUUCUCCCUCAGUGGCCGCCUGCUCUUUGCUGGGUACAAUGACUAUACCAUCAAUGUCUGGGAUGUUCUCAAGGGCUCCCGGGUCUCCAUCCUGUUUGGACAUGAAAACCGUGUUAGCACUCUGCGAGUGUCUCCUGAUGGGACAGCAUUCUGCUCAGGGUCGUGGGAUCACACCCUAAGAGUUUGGGCAUAAUCCUCUCCCAGCGUGCAAGAAGGACACGUGCUCUCCCGUGUGGAUACGACCUCUUGAUGAGCCCAGGGCUUCCCACAGGUAGCCUAUGGGAGCAAUCCCAGUCAGCACUCACUCACCCGUCCAGUGUCUCCAUGAAAUCCGCCCUCCCAGGAAAUACUCAGAUAGGCCCUGGCUCUUCAACUGGCCCUCCAAGCCCUUCUUUCAUCUCAAACACUCUGUGAAGUUUUGUCCGUUUUUGAAGCUAUUCCAACCACCAGAAUUCCACGUCUGUCAGCAUUUCAAAUGUCCCUCAUUGCUUCCUUGAAUCCAGUCUGUCUUCAGAGCACUUUAAAGUCUACCUUUUCUUGGUGUCGACUGUGGUUUCUAGAGCCAUCGUCUGGACAUGCCGGCUAUAUGGACUGUGAGAGUGGCUAUUCAGUGGUCUGUAACAGAAGGAAAUUUCAGUUCCAAAUGUACAGAAUCACACAGAAUCACUUUUUAAAACUGUUUCUAGGUAAAAGUAUCUUUUUCAACCUGUUCGUUGUCUUUUUUUAGAUAGUAUGUUUUUGUUUGGGUUGAUUUGUUUGGUUGGUUGGUUGGUUUUGUUCUGGGGGAAGCUUUAGAAAUGAAAUGGACACAUGCAGAAAACAGGCUAUGUAUUUGACUUGUGAAAAAUGCAGUCUAGGGCUGAGCAUUCCCCUACACCUGAGGGGAAAACCAGUUGCCAUUCCUGGCACCAAUACUGCCAAGAGCAAACAGAACCUUCUGGCAUGGGAACAGGUCACUAAACUGAUUUAAAAGCCUGCUAGUAGUGUUAUCAGAAAUGCCUAAGAUAAUGUGUGUGUUGUCCCUAUAAAUUAUAUUCGAAUGUCCUGCACAGCAGCUGUACCGACACAGACUGAUGGGCAGGCCAUGAAUAAUAAUGUCUUUGCUACCCAA
Rattus norvegicus (Norway rat) is the source of this 2087-nucleotide messenger RNA. RefSeq names its product G protein subunit beta 5 (gene Gnb5). The record is from RefSeq and is marked validated. Gene Ontology annotation, cellular component: cell body; membrane. The coding region runs from base 108 to 1169 and encodes 353 amino acids. The transcript has 11 exons. Lineage: Eukaryota; Metazoa; Chordata; Mammalia; Rodentia; Muridae. Gene Ontology annotation, biological process: signal transduction.